Molecule: messenger RNA, 3121 nt
Organism: Temnothorax curvispinosus
Lineage: Eukaryota; Metazoa; Arthropoda; Insecta; Hymenoptera; Formicidae
Product: insulin-degrading enzyme-like
Exons: 14
Coding region: 81-3017 (978 amino acids)
Biological process (GO): peptide catabolic process
Cellular component (GO): mitochondrion; cytosol
Molecular function (GO): metalloendopeptidase activity; metal ion binding
Source: RefSeq, a predicted model, not a curated record
CGUAAGUCGGAAUUUGUUGUGACAUUGAAUUAUUCUUGUAGAAGCAUUGUCAGCCGUUUUUCGGAUAAAUCGUUUGAUCCAUGGCUGCGGUGAUCGACAUGUCGACUAAUAAAUGUGUGGAAAAGCGAUAUAAUAAUAUAAAAAAAAGAAGAAAUGAUAGUUGUCUGUACAGGGGCUUAUUACUCACCAAUAAGAUGAAAGUUCUUUUAAUAAGUACACCAACAGCUGAUAUGAGUGCUGCAAUAAUGGACGUUAAUAUGGGCUGUAUGUGCGAUCCAGAAGAUUUACCUGGAUUAGCGCACCUUUGCGAGCAUCUGUUAUUCUUGGGAACGGAAAAAUAUUCUCAUCAGGAUGAUUACUCUAUGUAUGUGAUGGAAAAAGGCGGUACAUACGCAGGAAUAACACGCCCCGAUCACACCACCUAUUACUUUCAUGUAACUCCGGAGAAAUUGGAAGGCGCUUUAGAUCGCCUUUCGCAGUUUUUCAUAGCACCACUUUUUACUAAGAUCAAGCGGGGAAUAAAUGAUGUAAAUAAAGAAUACGUAAACCUUGCAAUAAAUGACAGCUGGCGACUUAUUCAAUUUGAGAAAUCAUCUGCGAGACCAGAUCAUCCGUAUUCAAGAUUCAACGCAGGCGAUAAAGAGACAUUAGACAUAAUACCGAAGGAAGAGGGCAUUAACCUUAGAGAUAGACUAAAAGAGUUUCAUAAAAAGUACUAUUCUGCAAAUAUUAUGACGCUGUGUAUUUAUGGCAAAGAGAGUUUAGAUGAACUCGAAAACAUGGUAGUAAAAUAUUUUUGUGAUAUACAAAACAAUGAAGUUGAAGUUCCUAUAUAUCCUGAACAUCCAUUUGGAGAUGAACAUUUUGGCACUAUAUGGUACAUUGUUCCCCUACAGCAUAUUAGAGAAUUAGUCAUUUCGUUUCCUUAUCCUGACAUUCAGCAUUAUUAUCGGGCUUCGACUGAGUAUUACUUUUCUUAUUUACUUGAAUGUAAAGGAAAAGGGUCAUUAUGGUCGGUUUUAUAUGCCAGGAAUUGGUGUACUCUCUUGAAAGCUCAAAAAACUUUACGUGGAAAAUUCUGUGAGAAUUUUAAAGUCAUUUUCUAUCUAACCAAAGAAGGUAUUCAGCAUACAGAAGAUAUUAUUCAACUACUGUUUCAAUAUAUUAAUAUGCUGAAGCUGAAAGGCCCAAUUAAAUGGAUUUACGAUGAAUACAGAGAUAUUACAAAUAUGAAUUUCCAUUAUAAGGAAGAGUCUUUACUUAAUAAUUAUGUGGCUUCUGUGGCCAGAGCGUUGCAGGAAUAUCCCAUGGAUGAAGUUUUGUGUGCGGAAAUUGUUUGCACUGACCAGAUUUGGCGACCAGAUUUGAUCGAGCAGGUAAUGGAAUAUUUGAAGCCGCAAAAUAUCAAAAUUUACGUAAUUGCAAUAGAGUGCGAAAUAAUAGCGAAUGAAAGAGAAUAUUGGUGCGGCGUUGAAUAUAAAAAGGUAAAGGUACCCAAAGAAACAAUGAACAUGUGGAACGACGCUGGCUAUAGCCCGGAUCUGACGUUGCCUUCUAAGAAUGAAUUUAUAGCAACCACGCUUGAUAUUAAGCCACAAACUAAUGUAGAAAGGUUUCCUAUUCUUUUGGAGAAUAGACCGUUUAUAAAACUUUGGUAUAAAAAGGACGAUGAAUUUCUUGUACCAAAAGCAAUAAUGUUAUUUAAAUUUUACAGUCCGCUUACAUGCAUGGAUCCCCUCAGUUUUAAUUUGACUCAUAUGUAUGUUGAGCUACUCCUUAAUUCUUAUAAUACAUAUACAGAUGCUGCUAAAUUGGCUGGUUUAGAAUGGAAAAUUACUAGUUAUGAUAAUGAUAUAAUACUUUCUAUACAAGGUUACAAUGACAAACAAUAUGUGCUGUUAGAAAAAAUUAUUGACCAAAUGUUAAAUUGUAAGGUUAAUCCGAUAAUGUUUAAAAUUCUAAAGGACAAUUAUAUCAGGUACUUGGCAAAUUGGACUACUGGACGACCUUAUUACGAUACAUUACAUAAUCUUAAGAUCUUGUUGUCAGACAAAGCUUGGUAUAAGGAUACAUUAUUGGAAUAUACUGCUUAUCUAAGUGUCGGUAGAUUUCAACAGUUUGUGGCACAACUAUUUAGUAAAGUGCACAUAGAGUGCUUAAUACAUGGCAACGUAACUGUAACAGAAGCUGAAAAAGCAGUGAACUUAAUUGAGUCAAAGUUGAAAACUGCGGUGCCUAACAUAGUACCUGUGUUCGAAUGGCCCGUACAGCGUGAAAUUAAACUAGAAGAUGGUUGUCACUUUCUAUUUGAGGUAGAAAAUAAGUUGAAUAAUAUUUCUUGUACCACGGUGUACUACGCAAUUGGUCUACAGUCAACGGAGUCAAAUAUGCUCUUAGAACUCUUGGCACAAAUUAUUGCAGAGCCUUGCUGCAAUACAUUUAAAACUCAUACGUAUAUGUAUAGAAACAAGAAAAAAGGAGAUGGCCAUAUAGCAUAUAGCGGUAUACAUAAAUUGCACUGGACGCAAGGUUUACAUAUCAUUGUACAAAAUGACACACAUCCGCAAUAUGUCGAGAAACAAAUUGAUUCAUUCAUGGAUUCUAUGUUGGAAUACAUAUCCACCAUGUCAGCAGAAGAAUUUGAGAAACACAAGAAAACUCUAGCUAAAUUACGUUUGGAGAAACCUAAAACGUUAAUUGCACGGAACGCUUUAUAUUGGAAUGAAAUAAUGAACCAACAAUAUAACUUCAAUCGAGUAAAUAUUGAAGUAGCUUACUUAGAGACAAUAACACAGCAGGAUUUACUUAGUUUUUAUAAGGAAAAUGUAUACAACAAAACUCGAAGUAAAGUGUCAAUACAUAUGGUAUCCACGGCAAUAUCAACGAAAAAGAGUUCGCUUCAUACUAGUGGAGUUAGUGCCAAUUCGUCGACCAAUAAAGACGUCAAGAAAAUCAACGAUAUUGUGUUAUUUAGAAAAAGUCAAAGUUUGUAUCGUCAACUAUUAAAACCGUUUUAAGAAUGUUUUCCUCGAAUGGACAUCCGCUUCUUUAACAAGGAAAGGCUUAGGGGAUCGAUCAUGUAUCUUCUCCCCUAAGACGGAAACGUGAAAAGUGAAAUGUU